Molecule: messenger RNA, 813 nt
Organism: Tetrahymena thermophila SB210
Lineage: Eukaryota; Ciliophora; Oligohymenophorea; Hymenostomatida; Tetrahymenidae
Exons: 2
Source: RefSeq, a predicted model, not a curated record
UUCUUAAGCUGCUAGCGAAAUAUUUAAUAACUCUUUAAAAAUUUUCAAAAAAUUUAAAAAUAUCUAAAUUAGUAAAAAUCAAAAUCUUUAUAAAAAAAUAAAAAUAAAGCAUUCAUAGAUAAAAUGGAAUAAAGCAAAGAUAAUCUUUAAGCAAUGAUUGAACACUCUGAGGAAUAAUUCAGAGCCCAAUUUGACCCAAACAAUCCUUUAUAUCACUAAGGUGAUAAGACACCCGUACCUAUUGGAGGUGUGAGAGUUCCUGAGUCUAUGAACACCAUGUAUCCUUCUAAUGUCAACAACUUAAAUGAAUAUAUUAACGAUUAGCCUAAAGAAAUUAACUAUGGUCCUGAAUACGACUAAAUCAGCUAAGAAAGAAACUAAUUUUUGAAUUUCAAAAAGGUUAUUGCUUAAAUUACAUAAGUUUUAGAAGCAAUUCUUAGACACAAGGAGCACUUCAAAACCAAGGGAGAUCCCACAAAUUAAUCACAUGUUGAAAAACUCAAUGAAAAUAUUUAAAAGGAAAGCGAAAAACUUACUGCUAUUUUAGAAGAAAUUUAACCAUUAGCAAAAAUUGUUCUCGAAUCUGAGUUUAAAGCUCGUUAUGAUGGAUUAACAGAGAUCUUAGAGCAUGCUAAAACCGAGUUCAAAAACAAGGAAGAUUUGACUGAUUUCUGUUUCAAGCUUAAAAAAUACUCUGCUAAUUCUUUCACUGAUGCUGGUAAAUUAAUGGACAAACUUAAAAAAAUUAAAAAGGAUUACGCUGCCAAAACAGCUAAUACAAAUACUACUUAAGAAGAAGUUAAAACCAAUUGA